Molecule: messenger RNA, 3436 nt
Organism: Penaeus monodon (black tiger shrimp)
Lineage: Eukaryota; Metazoa; Arthropoda; Malacostraca; Decapoda; Penaeidae
Product: receptor-type tyrosine-protein phosphatase alpha-like
Exons: 24
Coding region: 1090-3075 (661 amino acids)
Biological process (GO): protein dephosphorylation
Molecular function (GO): protein binding; protein tyrosine phosphatase activity
Source: RefSeq, a predicted model, not a curated record
CAGUGAAUGAACUGCCGUCAGCGAGUCGGCCCGCGUCCUCACGCCAGGCUGUCGUCUUGGAAGGAUUCCUGAACGAGCGGCGACUCCCCUGACGAAGAUGUCGGGUAUAGGUAGGAGGAUGAGAGUACAAGGCGCCUGCUGUGUCUUCGUGGUCCUCGUCGCUUGUCUUAACUUCGUCCAGACCGAAACUACAACAGAACCCACUCUCUUAACCACAGACACGACGAUCCCAGACUCGGACUUCUCAACCACAGAAUUCUCGGACUCGCCCUCAACCACCGAAGACUUCGCAACGACCACGACCUCGGCGGAAACGACCAUUGACACGACGAUCCCAGACUCGGACUUCUCAACCACAGAAUUCUCGGACUCGCCCUCAACCACCGAAGACUUCGCAACGACCACGACCUCGGCGGAAACGACCAUUGAUGUACCAACUACUACCGCCAACUACAGGUUCCUAAAUGUGCGGAGUGUGGCCGUUAGAUAUAGACGUCAGAGAGCUAGACUGGAAUGUCACGGUAUCGUGGGCUAAUAGCUCACAAGAUUCUGGUUACAGUUACAACGUGACCGGUGAAAUGCGUGGAGGAAACGGAAGAUAAGGCAGAAUGUGGAUGUCGAAAGUGCGAAGAUUUUCACGACACAACGGAAAACACCUACAUAAGUUUCUUGCUGAGACCCGCUACGAACUACAGCAUUGAAGUGGUCGAUUUGAACUCUACACACAGCGAGAGUAUUUUGUAUCGAACGCGUCCGGAAGAAGUGAUUCAUUUCCCAAAUGUGAAUACAUCGGCGAAAAAAAGAAGCGUGGAUUUUAAGUGGAAAAUCAACUGUCCUUACACAGUGCCUGGCACAUAUUCCAUAUUCUUCAACGGGAUCACGAUCAAGCCGAACACAAGCAAUUGUUUUUACAAGGUCCACAUCUCUGGUCUGAAACCCUACACGCAUUAUACAUACCGGCGACAGUAUUUUAGUGAGAAUUGCACUAGUAAAGUCUGCCCAGGAGAAGCCAGUGUCACUCCCGGUGAUGGGGAUGAAAGCACCAUAAACGUAGCUUCUGCUUCAUGUCUGUGUAUAUCGGACGUUUUAAUGACUCGACCUGAUGUGCCAUCCAACCCCAGGAAUAUAGAUGUACAUGGACCCCCUUUUGAUAAACCGAAUAACACUAGCAACACAGCAAAGAUAGUGUGGGAUGCCCCAGAAUUCGUAAAUGGGAUCCUGCUUGAAUACCAGAUUACCAUUGAUUCAGCUGGACAAAACAUCAGGAACUUUACUGUAGGUGCUGUUCCUAAAGAAAAGGUUCCCUUGCAACCAGAAACAUCCUAUCGCAUCUGUGUAAAGGCGAGGAACAAGGAGCCCAAUAAAUAUGGUUUGGAAAAUUGCAAAAACAUUACGACCAAUAGCGGCACUCCGUUCUUUGCGGCUCAACCCUGGCACGAUCUCGGUCGGAAAGGCUCCACAAGAUAUGUCAUUAUGAUCAAUUCCUCUGCCUUCGAUGAAAGCAAUGGCAAAAUCAGGAAGCAAGAGAUAUUACUCGCUAAACCGGACGAAGGACUGAAAGUGAUCGACACAAAACUACCCCCCUUCAAGAACCAGUCCCUGUUUGCAUUCGAAGGUCUCGAGCCCGGGACCUCGUACAGAUUCGCCAUCAAGAUCUUCACCAGGGACGGGCAGAAGGUAUCCGAGAUUUACACGUUCCAGACCGAAGAUGCCCCCAUCAACAGUGUACUGGCGGCUUGUCUAACAAUAUUUGUGGGCGCACUGGCGGCCGUCGCUCUUUUCAUCAUCUACAAUCGGCUAUACUCUCCUGUCAAAGCAAGCACUUCCAUGGAGCUUCCCCUGGUGGUCACUUACCCCCCUGACGUCGCCACCGAGAGACGAAUCCUGGUCAGCAGUCUCCUCGAUACAGUCACUGAACUCCACAAGGAUGGAGGCCAGCAGCUUAUCCGGGAGUACAAUGAACUCAAAUCCAUCAGUCCGACGAAGUCCACACUCCAUGCAAGUCUCGGCAUUAACGACCAUAAAAACCGUUACAUCAACAUCCUACCGUUUGACGACACCCGUGUAAUUCUGAAUGAGUACAGGGGUAUCCCCGGCAGUGACUAUAUCAAUGCCUCUUACAUCCACGGUUACACUAAGCCAAAGGAGUUUAUAGCUAGCCAGGGACCCAAGGAGGAACUAAAAGAAGACUUUUGGAGGUUGGUGUGGGAGAAGAAUGUCCACGUCAUCGUAAUGGUCACCCAGUGUGUGGAGGCUAACAAGGAGAAGUGUUGCACGUACUGGCCCUCGCCAUCGAACGUGCAAGGCUGGCGUCUCGGAUUUUCGAAGCUUCAAGUUAGAACAGUCCUCGAGGUGAACCAUCAACCAGGCGGAUACGUCACCAGGAAAUUUGAGUUGUCCAAGGGUUCACGCUCCCGUGUCAUCCAGCACUUCCACUAUGUUUCGUGGCCUGACAUGGGCUGCCCUCAGACUCCCGAUCAGCUAAUUCAGUUCGUCAAGGUAGUCAGAGCCGCCAUUCCUCGGGAGAGUUCACACACGCUCAUCCACUGCAGCGCUGGCGUGGGUCGCACGGGGACCUUCAUAGCGCUUAACAACCUCAUGGACGAGAUGGAGGCUGAGGGAAGCGUCGACGUGUUUCACUGUGUGUACAGAAUGCGCCACCACAGGACCAAUAUGGUGCAGACGCAGUCGCAGUAUUCUUUCGUAUACAAAUGCAUCUUGAAACACUACCUAGAUUCCAUAGGCGAAAGUGACAAAUACCUUUUAGAUGACCCCGAGUCGACGAGUUUGAACACCAGCGUGAGCGUGAUUCAGGACAAUCCCUAUUUCAUGAAAGACGAAUACCGAGAGGACGAAGGACUCAUCCCAUUAACCGAUGAUGAGGAAGAGGAGGACGGCGAGGAGGAGGAGGAGGAGAAGAAGAAGAAGAAGGGAGGAGGAGGAGGAAGCGAAGAAAAAACCAACGGAAAUGAACAAUACGAGGAAGAAAAGACUGCUCUUAUCGACGAAAAGCAUGAUGAUAACGUGAAAGCAAAUGGGGUGAUAAAGAGUGACGAGAAAGACAAUGAAGGUUAAUGGGAGAAUAUUGAUAUAGAGGACAAUGAAAGGAACGAGGAAAAGGUGAGCGAAACCAAAGGCUUACAAUCGAAUGGAAAUUAGAAAAGGCUGGAUAUUUGCAUUCUGAAAUUCUGAUUAAUUAUUGUGCAGUUAGAGAGAGACUUUUCAUUUUCGUUGAUGUUAAGAACUACUCCUUUGUUCAUGCUACACCCGUGUGACUUCAGAAAUUUGUAAUAUAAGAAAGAAAGAAAAAACGCAGUAUUGAUGUGUUAAAUCCGUAAUACAAGAAAGAAAGGGAAAAAUGUAUUGAUUCAGUUCCAUAAAUAAUUUUGACCUUUUUCAUUCUGUGGCCAAUAUAUAACAAUCUCCAUGGACCCGA